Grus americana (Whooping crane) is the source of this 1426-nucleotide messenger RNA. It is a transcript of the gene RDH5, whose product is annotated as retinol dehydrogenase 5. Bases 426 to 1385 code for a protein of 319 amino acids. NCBI's taxonomy places the organism in Eukaryota, Metazoa, Chordata, Aves, Gruiformes, Gruidae. The record is from RefSeq and is a predicted model, not a curated record. The transcript has 5 exons.
UCUGAGGCCCCUUCUUCUCCCAGACAAAGGGCCCCUUCUGGCCAGGAGGGCUCUAAUCCCCCCCGGGGGGAGAGCUCGGCCCCCCCAGCUCCGGGCGAUCCCCCCUCCCGGGGCUGCCAGGGGCACCGGGAGGUUCUGCGUGCCCUUGGGGGGUUUUGCCCUCCCUCCCGGCUCCGGUCAGGGGUUCCCCCAUGGCAAGGGUCCCCCACCAAGGCGAGGGGUGUCCCAGCACCCCCCCACGUGCCCGGGUCCCCCCCAGAGCCGUGCCCGGCACAGGUAGGCUUGGCCGGCCGUGAACUUUGGCUGCGGCUCUGCCUCGGCACAGGGGGAGGAGCGGCCGCAGCCCCCCCGCCCCGGCACAGACGGUGCCUCAGCCGGAGCCAGAGCAGCACCCAGAGCCCUCUGCCCCGCCAAAGGCCCCUGCCAUGUGGCCGUACCUCUUGCUGGCGGCGCUGGCCUGUGUGCUGGGCUGGCUGGUGCGGGACCGCCAGACCCUGCCCUCCGUCAAGGACAAGCACGUCUUCAUCACCGGCUGCGACAGCGGCUUCGGCAACCUGCUGGCACGGCGGCUGGCCAACCGGGGCUACCGGGUGCUGGCCGCUUGCCUGACCCAGAAAGGGGCAGACAGUCUCCAGCGGAGCUGCUCCGGCCACCUCCGCACCACCCUGCUCGACGUCACCCGCUCCGACAGCAUCCACCGCGCCGUCGAGUGGGUGCGGGCAGAGGUGGGCGAGAAAGGUCUCUUCGGGCUGGUGAACAACGCGGGGGUGGCCAACCCCAUCGGCCCCACGGAGUGGAUGGGGAUGGAGGACUAUCGCCAGGUCAUGGCCGUCAACGCCUUCGGGACCAUCGAGGUGACGCUCCAGUUCCUGCCCCUGCUGAAACGGGCGCGGGGCCGGGUGGUGAACACCUCCAGCGUGCUGGGCCGCCUCUCCGCCAACGGCGGCGGCUAUUGCAUCUCCAAGUACUGCGUCGAAGCCUUCUCCGACAGCCUGCGGAGGGACAUGUACCACUUCGGGGUGAGGGUCAGCAUCGUGGAGCCCGGCUUCUUCAAGACGGCGGUGACCAACCUGGAGAGCAUCGAGGCGUCCCUGCGCCAGCUCUGGGAUCGCCUGGCGCCCGAGACGCGGCUCAGCUACGGCGAGGAUUUCUUCCACAAGUACCUCAGGGUGCAGCGGCUCAUCAUGAACGUCAUCUGCGACGCUGACCUCAGCAAGGUGACGCGCUGCAUGGAGCACGCGCUGGGCGCCCGGCACCCACGCACCCGCUACAGCGCCGGCUGGGACGCCAAGCUGCUCUGGCUGCCCGCGUCCUACCUGCCCGCCUGCGUCGUCGACUUCGUCCUGGCCACCGUCCUGCCCAAGCCGGCCCACCGCGUCCGCUAGUCCCCCGCUGCGGCCACCAGCCCCCCCCGCAGGGCUGCCAG